AUGACAAUCUACUCAUUGACAAUGAAGAAAACUACGGUGGAGCGUUCUCCAAUAUCCGCCACCAAGCUGCCCAAUUCACCUAUCCAGUUCCGCGACAUCGUUUCCUAUUUCAUCCUCUUUGGUUUAGGCUUGGGCAUAGGGAUCACUCUCAGCUUCUUCUAUUUCAAAGAUGGCUCCAUGGAUUUCCAACUCAAUCAACUCUCCGUCUUCCGUGAUUCCGUUCCGCCACUGUCUACGACUCUCCCUGCCGUUCCCUCGAACAUCCAUAUCACGAGCAGAAUGCAGGAUGCCGUUGUUCAACCAGCUUCUCCGGUGGCAAAACAUCAUACUCCUUCGCCACCGAUUAAAAAGAUGAAGAGGAAACGCAGGUAUUGCGUGAAGGAACUGUUUGAAUCGCCGGGGACUAGGCACAACAUGACGGACGAGGAGUUGUUUUGGAGGGCAUCGUUUGUUCCAAAAAUUCCAGAAUUUCCGGAUAGACGAAUCCAGAAAGUGGCGUUUAUGUUCUUGACGAGAGGAAGAGUGUUGUUAGCUCCACUUUGGGAGAAAUUCUUUAGAGGACAUGAAGGCUUGUAUUCCAUCUACGUUCAUUCUGAUCCUUCCUUCGUUGAAUUAAUGCCAAAGUCUUCGGUUUUUCACGGUCGCUGGAUUCCUAGUAAGAUAGCUAGAUGGGGAGAAAUGAAUAUGGUGGAAGCGGAACGCCGUCUGUUAGCAAACGCAUUGCUCGACGUCACCAACGAACGUUUUGUUCUUCUUUCGGAAUCAUGUAUCCCUCUCUUCAAUUUCUCUACCGUUUACGAUUAUCUCAUCCGCUCAAACAAAUCCUUCGUCGAGUCAUACGACUUACCAAGUCCCGUCGGCCGUGGCAGAUACAACAACAACAUGGCUCCGUUGAUCUAUCUGGAGCAAUGGAGAAAAGGCUCUCAAUGGUUUCAGAUCGAUCGGUUUCUUGCGGUCGAAGUAAUCACCGACAAAACAUAUUUCCCCAUUUUCUGGCUGUAUUGCAAGAACGAAUGUUACGGGGACGAGCAUUACUUACCAACAUUUGUGGACAUGAAGUUUCCCGAUCGAAUUGCGUAUAAAACAUUGACGUACGUGGAUUGGUCCAAGGGAGGUCCUCAUCCAAAUAGGUUCCGUGGAGAGGACGUAACAGAAGAGUUUUUGAACAACGUAAGAAGCUCCACACAGUGCUAUUAUAAUGGAAGAAUAGUGGACGUUUGCUACUUAUUUGCUAGGAAAUUCUCACCAAGUACUUUAAACAAGUUGUUGAGACUUUCAUCACUUGUCAUGCACUUUUAG
Hibiscus syriacus is the source of this 1299-nucleotide messenger RNA. Its product is annotated as glycosyltransferase BC10-like. Gene Ontology annotation, cellular component: membrane. Bases 1 to 1299 code for a protein of 432 amino acids. NCBI's taxonomy places the organism in Eukaryota, Viridiplantae, Streptophyta, Magnoliopsida, Malvales, Malvaceae. Gene Ontology annotation, molecular function: glycosyltransferase activity. The transcript is spliced from 3 exons. The record is from RefSeq and is a predicted model, not a curated record.